AUGGAGAAACUGAAGGAAUUUGAAAGCAAAACAAUGUGCUCUGUUCCAUGUCCUGAUCAUGAUGAUGCUUUAAACAUUCUGAAGGAAAAUAUGGUGAAUAUUAAACAGGGAGGAAUCACAUUCAAGGCAAGGCCAACACAUUUCGAAGAGCCAGAUUGGUACAUGAUGCGGUGUAGAAUCAUAUUCUGCACUGCAGUUUGUUUAGCAAUACUGACAGUCAUUCUCCUGACUUUGCUCUCACCAAUCCCUCAUAAAAGUCGAUCAAAGAACUCCUCUAGGCCUUGGCUGGCCCUGUCGUUGUACAUACAGCAACCUCAAAUUUCAAGCUCUAACAUUCAGCCAGCAGUAAGAUCCGAUGUUGGAGCAUUCGUCUUUCAUCGUAAGCUCACGGAAGGGCCUGAAAACACUUCACUGGUCAUAGGAAAAGCUCAAGGCUUCAUAAUUCCUAUACAACAUUUUGCGCAUUCAGGUUUCAAUGUUAUCUAUCUCACUUUUGAUACUCCUGAUUACUCGGGCAGCCUCAGCAUGCAGGCCAAGCAUGUGGCACAUAAAGGUAAAGAAGAACUCACUGUGGUUGGUGGAACUGGAUCAUUCGCAUUUGCUCGCGGUCUUGCUGGUUUUGCACAGACUGAUCCACAGCCCACUGAUACGGAUGGAACUUACCAUGUGAAGCUUCAGCUAAGAUUUCCAAAUCGAUCUCGUACAAUUCCAGGAUGA
Messenger RNA from Dovyalis caffra, 717 nucleotides. The record is from the annotation of a GenBank genome assembly. NCBI's taxonomy places the organism in Eukaryota, Viridiplantae, Streptophyta, Magnoliopsida, Malpighiales, Salicaceae.